GCCGAAAGUCACAGACAGACGUUCGAGCACCGACCGACACAGAUAGAUAGAUGGAAUCGACGUGCGUACAAAGCGUACAAAUCCAACAACACACAUACGCACCGCAUGGAUGCAUGGAUCCUUCUACCUAGCUAGUCCCAAUACGCUCUCCGAAACUCACUCCUGCGACAAAUCGCCAGCCGGGACAUAGCCCAGUUGUGCCUGUAUGGCACGUCCACCCCCCCACCCACCUCUGUGUAGGCACUCUGCUCGCGCUCGACUCACAGGUCUCCGCGCCAGUCGGGUGCUGUCUGCAAAAGUGUCCUCGCGACGCAUCCACACUCUUGCCUGCAUCCAUGGCCACACACAAGACGCAGAGAGAGGCUGAAGGGCUGCUCCUCCCCCCCACCCACCACCUACCCAGGAGCCCCCUAUCGUGCUGGAUUGCCCGUGUGAACACCGACUCCCCCGUGCCGAUGAAGGUGUGUGCCCGUGCAGCGAUCCACUGCUCCACGAUGGCGUUGUAGCCAGGGUGGCCCAGGUCGGUCUCGAAGAAGACCAUACUGCCCGCCGGCAUCAGCUGACGCAGUUCCACCCUCUCGUCAGCCGUCGCAUCCGUACACACAAAUGUCUGAUCGAAUGAAUCAACACACGUACGUAGAGGAGAGAGGUGUAAGUGACAGCUUGUGUGAAGCGCGUGACGUGAUACCUUGGUGACGUUUGUGGUCGCCAUCAGCGCCUUGAGCCGCCGAGCCUGAUGGACGGACGAUGCACACCGCCCGUGCACAUCAACAGAUAAAGGGAUGGAUGCUCCCUGUCCAGUCACCCACCACGUCGGGCAGAGGCGGAGCGAACUCGGCACGAUAUCGCGCAAAGUCGCCCCGACGCACAUGGGCCGCGAGAUACCCCCCAGGUGGCAGGUUGGCAGCGAUAAAGGCAUCACCCAGAUCACGCCACUUGCUGCACGCAGAGAGGUGAUAAUCACCUGUCCCUGGGCAUUUUGCGAUGGCCGUCCACCCACCGGUUGAACAGGAGAACAUCGUAGAGGUCUGUCUCGACGAGGGUGGGAGGGAAGGGCACCAUCAGGUUGUCUGCACGCUGACAAACAAAUCCAACACAGUGAGCAUCAGCACCCUGGUCUCGUACGUUUCCACCUUCAGGAGUAUGCUACUCGCCUCUGAGAAUGCCGGCUCCUCAACGAUCGUCUCUGCCACGUCCUCAGCGGUCGGCCCGUGAGCGUACAGAUAACACCUCUGAAUGAACAGACAGACAGAAAGACAAGCAGUAACCGCAAGUCUCUCUCUUUGUCUCUCUGUCUCUCUCACCGCGUCGCGCGCGUUGACGAUGUCACAUUUGCCUGAGUAGCCUGCACGCAGCAUUCAAAAGGCGCUGGUGAAAAGUGGGCGUGCAGGUUCAUCUGGCGGCCGUGCACGACCCACCGACUUGAUGUGGGUGAGAGCAUGAAGACUCUCCGUCAGCACAAUGGUGACGGUAAUUAACAGAGCGGCCACCACCUGACGAAUCGCACACAGAUAGGCAAGCCACUGGAAUGGACUUUUAUGUCGGUGUGUGUGCCCACCUUCACAUUUGGUGAAGUCUUGCAUCUGCAGUCUGUUCUGGUCCUUGUCGAAUGACGCAUCGGGGAAGAAGCCCUUCCAUUGGCCCCACAACAGCGUAUCGACCUGCACACACAGACACACAGACACACAGACACAUAUGCUUGAUGGCUCUACAGUCUGGCGAGUGGGUGGUUUGCUCUGACCUCGAGCAUCCCGUCAUUGGCCGUCUCGAUGUAUUCGUCCCACUCCAUCACCGGCACAACAGACCGCAUCACUGCACACACACAACAAAUCACACAAUCGUAAUUAAGCCAGCACCCACAGCAGACCUACCUUGCAUGUCGAAGAAGGCCCCCCACGGCAACCGCGGGCGGUCGUCAGUCGGUGCCCUCCAGUGAACCACAUGGCACCAGGGCGGCAGCACCAGCACCCACAUCUCAUGACACGAUCGGCCGCCGCCGCACCGCUGCCAUGUGUGCUGGUUGAGCCUAUGGACCACCAGAGCGGCACGGUAAAAGACAUCCUUCUGCAGCUGCACAAGGGAGGAAAGCACUCAUUUCAUUCACUGCCUGCACUGCAGAGGGGUUCUCUCUGCUCUGUCUGCCUUCCUUGUUACAUACAUUGAAUCCUUCCCCUAUCUUGACAUCGUACAGCAGGAACCGCAGGGCGCCAUGGCACCUCAACCCGCCAGGCAGCAAGAUCCCAUUCAGUGCAGCAAGUUGCUCAUGAUGUGUUUGGUCUUCACGGGGCUCCUUCCUGCGGCCCUUGACGAGCUUGUAGAGGGCGUCAGCAUCGAUAAAGAGGCUCCGGCACACCGGAGAUGGGUGAUCUUCGAAGGCAUUGCUUGGCCUUGAGCCCGUACACACGAUAAGAAUGAGUAGCAGGGUGUGCACUGCGCGUAUUCGCAUGAGGCGGUGCAGCGCCAAGAUCUG
This is a messenger RNA of Vitrella brassicaformis, 2470 nucleotides long. NCBI's taxonomy places the organism in Eukaryota, Vitrellaceae. The record is from the annotation of a GenBank genome assembly.